AGUUUGAGGCACCGUUAAAGCUGACUGAAGAGUUGGAUCUGAGAUCAUUGUUUGUCUUCACCUCCAACUAACCAGAGUGACAUUGAGAACUGGAGCUGAUGAACUACAGAACAACUUCCUAAGUACAUCCAGGAAGAAGAGAAGAUGAUGAACUACAGAACACAGCUUUCUAAGAACAUCCACAAAGAAGAGAAGAUGAUGUCAGAUGAGAACGAUUCAGAGCAGCCAGCUGAUCUGAGAAUAUUUCUGGUGGGGAAGACUGGAGCAGGGAAGAGUUCAACAGGAAACACCAUCCUGGGGAGAGAUGCCUUUAAAGAAGAGUUCUCCUUUGUGUCUGUAACUGAAAAAUGUGAGAAACAGAGUGGAGUGGUGGAUGGGAGGAAGAUUGAUAUCAUCGACACCCCGGGGCUCUAUGACACAACAAUGUCUGAAGAAGAGAUGAAAAGUGAAAUAGAAAAGGCCAUCUACAUGUCAGUUCCAGGACCCCACGCCUUCCUGCUGGUGAUCAGACUGGGGAGGUUCACAGAGGAGGAGAGGAACACUGUGAAGUGGAUCCAGGAGAACUUUGGAGAAGAAGCAUCAAAGUACACCAUCUUGCUGUUCACUGGUGGAGACCAGUUGAAGGGGAAAACAGUUGAAGAGUGUCUGAAACCUUGUGUUUCACUUCAGGAACUGAUCAAAAGUUGUUUGGGAAGGUACCAUUGUCUCAAUAAUGAUCAGAGGGAUGACCGUCUUCAGGUCAAAGAGCUGCUGAGGAAGAUAGACGAGAUGGUGAAGAAGAAUGGAGGAAAGUACUACACCAAUGAGAUGUACCAGGAGGUCCAGAGGAAAUUGAGAGAGGAGGAGAAGAGGAGGAGAGAGGAGAUGGAGGAAGAGAGUAGGAGAAAGAUGGAGGAGAAAUUGGAGGAAGAAAGGAAGAGACAGAAGGAAGAAAGGUGGAGACGGGCUGAAGAAAUGAAAAGGAACAUAUUAGUUGCAUCUUCAGUAACAGUUGGGGUAGCUGGGGUAGCUGGGGCUGCAGCACUUAUUGCUGCUGAAGCAGCAGUGGUUGUGGUAGCAGGACACAUUCUGUUGGCUGGGGCAGCUGUAUAUAGUAUAGUAUCCUUGGUAACGAAGAAAAAACAGUAAAAAACAGAAGUAUGUUUUCUGCCCAGUGACCACAGAUGGAAAUUAGCUACUGUAUACAGAAGCUGGUACAAUACUUAUGCUAUUAACGUUAAGCAUGGUACUUGAUGAAUUAAUAAACAAAUUAAGUUAUAAAUAAUUACAUGUAUACUGUAGGUGAUUCAAAACAAAAUAAUACAAUUAGAUCAAACUUUUUGGGGUUUAUUUAAUGAAUCUAUUUGUGAUUCAAAAAGGGUUAAAGAGGUGAACUUCUAAUGUAAAUGGAUAUAUGAUACUAUUUCAGUAGACUAUUGUGGUUUUAAUCCUCUGUGAUGUUAUAUACUAUAUGUAUGUAUUGUACUCAGCUAAGACAACUUUAAAUGUAUUUUAAAAAACAAAAAAAUGUCACCUAAUUUUAACAUUCAAAGUGCCUAUUAAGUGCCAAAUGAAGUAACAGGUUUGACUAAAACAGGGUUGACGAUUUCAUCUUAAUUCAGCCAUAAAUCCCUUUGUGACAGGGGGAAUGGAUGCAUAGUAUGUGCAAUUGAAAUCAAGCUUCACACAUUUAUUUUGUAUUAUCUCAUUUGUAUAUGAAUACAACAUCCCCCAUA
Messenger RNA from Salvelinus sp. IW2-2015, 1715 nucleotides. RefSeq names its product GTPase IMAP family member 7-like. Lineage: Eukaryota; Metazoa; Chordata; Actinopteri; Salmoniformes; Salmonidae. The record is from RefSeq and is a predicted model, not a curated record. Gene Ontology annotation, molecular function: GTP binding.